CGCACCGGUAGCGCGGCAGGCUUCCAGUGGCUCGGCUCGGACGGGAGGGGAUCAGGCCGCAGCGGCGACGGCAUGUGGUGCGAGUUCGGCUCGGGGACAGGGAUCGAGUUCUGAAGAAGAGAUUCAGACAAAGAGUGGAGAUUGUGGAAGAGUUCGUCCGGUUCUGGCUUGGACGACAGAGACUCCGGCUUUGAAGGCUUGGCUCGAGCUAGGGAAGGGAAACAAGAUGGCGCAAGGGCAAGAGAAGGGCUCGGUGGUGCUCGACGGGAAGAGUUACAGCUUUUUCAGACUCCUCGAGCGCAUUCCGCUGACGCACAACACGGCUGUCUAUCGGUUUGCUCUGCCGCAUCCUGACGACGUUCUCGGCCUCCCCAUCGGCCAGCACCUCUUUCUCUCGGCUGAGAUCGACGGCAAGCGGGUGACUCGCCAGUACACCCCGGUCUCGGGCGACGCCGAUCUUGGCUACUUUGACCUGGUCAUCAAGGUCUACCCGGGUGGCAAGAUGUCGACUCAUGUCGACCGUAUGGCGCCUGGCGAUGAGAUCGCCGUCAAGGGGCCCAAGGGCCGCUUCAAGUACGUCCGCGGCAUGGCCGACGCCCUCGGCAUGAUUGCCGGCGGAACUGGCAUCACUCCCAUGCUCCAGAUCAUCACCGCAGUGCUGGAGGAUCCCGAGGACACCACCAAGCUCAACCUCAUCUUUGCCAACGUCAACUACGAGGACAUCCUGCUCAAGGACGAUCUUGACUCGCUCGCUGCCACCUACCCGGACCAGUUCUCGGUCUACUACGUGCUCAACAACCCGCCGAGCCCCGAAUGGGACGGCGGCGUUGGCUACGUCUCGGCCGACAUGAUCCAGGCCUGGCUCCCGCCGGCCUCGCCGGCCACCCGCAUGCUGCUCUGCGGGCCCAAGCCGAUGGUCAAGGCCAUGAAGUCCAUCGCCGCCGACCUGGGCUUUGCCACGGACGGCAAGCAGGUAUUUGCCUUCUAGUCAUGAAACCCCACAUCAAGCUACCUCCCACCCCA
Molecule: messenger RNA, 1023 nt
Organism: Thecamonas trahens ATCC 50062
Lineage: Eukaryota; Apusomonadida; Apusomonadidae
Product: NADH-cytochrome b5 reductase 1
Exons: 1
Coding region: 227-988 (253 amino acids)
Molecular function (GO): oxidoreductase activity
Source: RefSeq, a predicted model, not a curated record